GUGCUCAAUACUCUGACCAGCCAGUGACAUAAAGUGACACGACCAGCUCAGGUCCGCAGAGUAAAAGGUACAUUUCGGACUCAGUACCCGCGAGACCGGCCGCGUUAGUGCACGUGUUAGGACCGGAUUUUAAAAAAAUAAGCCCGCCAAAACGAACAUUUCGUAAACGGAACGUGGAUAAAAAUAUUCAAAUGUGAUUUCAUUGGAGUUGACGGCCAACGGUGAACUUGUUAGUUCAGUUAAUAAGUAAAUGUAAAUAAAUAAGGUUUUUACAAUUGCGUGAAGGCGUAAACGAGGACAAUACAGAUAACGCGCCAAACUUUUCGGGGCAUGUGAUACAUAGUAACAUAGUGCGGCGGGGAUAUCAGUCUGUGCUCUGACUAUGCGAAGACGGCCGCGCGCCUAGACGCCUCCAAACCUCUCACGGCAUUAUGCAACCGCGGCCGUAAUAGCGCCUCGAACGUACAUUAUAUUGACUUAGCAAGUUGACAUUUCACGCCAAUGCCGCAUUACUGAGAAUGGCGUUGGCGAAUUUUACGCUGGCGUCGGUCGCAGCGGCCACACCGGCCCUUGUUGAUACGUCCCCAGUGCCUGGCCCCUUGAGGCUCGGUCUAGACGACCUUCUGUACUCUCCAAAGGACUACCAGCCUGACAGUGACCCUCUAGCACCUGGCAAUGAGCCUUUCGCUCCACCAGUGAACCAACAGCAACGAAGGUCUAAAAUCCGGAAACGUGCUGGCACCGCCUACCUCCCUCCUCCCAACCAGUUCACACAUUAUCCUCGUCACGAAGAAGUUCCGCAAAACCCCUACGCGGGACAGCUUCAUACCCAAAUAUAUCAACAAAACAGUAGGUUAGACAUACAAAUAGAAAACCAACGAGUACAAGAAGUGAAUCCUCAGUACGAUAACACGGGGCAGUAUGUCCACGAUCCGACAGGAGACUACGAUUACGAGCAAAGGAGAAUAAACCAGAAAAGUGGUCAGAGGCCGCUUUAUAAUCCAGGCUACUCGGAUGCGCCUUAUCCACCAGCGACAUCACCGAGUCCAACAUCUAGUCGAAGGUUCGAGGGUCCCUCGAACCAGAAUGUGAAUAAUUUCAACUUUGUUAAUGGACCUAUUUCAACUCCAGCGCCAUUGCAACCUCGACAGCACAUAAACCCUGGAACAAAAGGCGGCAGUGGCAGCAGCAGUGACCAGACUCCCUCCGACCGUCCUCCCGGUUUCACUAAAGUGGAAACUGGAGGAUCCGGUGGCAAAACACAGCUGCACGCUGUCCUCGACUACGACGAUGAAUAUUACGACGACGAUACUGGAUCAGAUUCGGGCCAGCCUGCUGUGACGCCGGUUCAAGGGCCGAUUCUGCUAAGAAACGGAUCAGUUCCUGUGGUUCCUCUCACCUCCUACCAGACUGUUAAUAAUGGAUCAUUCUACCAAAUACCAAUCCUAUGGACGGCUCUCUCCGUGGCUCUGGGGUAUGAGCUUCAAGGACAGAUCAUCAGAGGCGUGCCAUGCGUUAAGCGCAACUACCAGCUGUAUUGUCCUACGGCUAGCAACACCUAUCCCUUAGACAAAAUCGAAGAGUUCAUAGACGAGAACAAGGCGCUAAUAAAACGGAUGUACGGGUCGUUCGCGACCCCUGGCGGGAGCCGCGUGCGCCGCGCGCCAGGGGUGCCGGAUAUGCACGCGGGGGAUUCUUACUUCCGUCAUGUCAGGCAGGCGUCCAACACAAACCUGCCUGAUCCGCAGUCGGUUAAUAGUACUGGCCGAGUGGACUCCUGUCAAAGUAAAACAGAGAUCAUGACGCCUUAUUGGGCGCUCAACUCCGCAAGAAAGCUACGAGCUAUCGUGAACACAAUGCACUUCGAGCAAGCCAUACACCAGGAAGUUUGCAGCAAAAAGUCAACAGCGCGAUGUAUGGGCGACUGCGGCUGCGAGCAGAAAUACAAAUGGCACCGUCUACUAGCUUACGACCCUAACGACGACUGUGCCGGGAUCUUCAUGGACUGGUUCCUCUUCCCCUCUUGUUGCGUGUGUCGGUGUAAACCUUAAUUGUCCCAAAUUGUACCUAUACUUAAUAGAAGUUAGUGCGGCCACAAUUGCGAGCAUUACUAAUAACAUCGACUUCUGGCAUGUGACCCUAACGAUGACUGUGCUGGCAUCUUUAUGGACUGGUUCCUCUUCCCUUCUUGUUGCGUGUGCCGGUGUAAACCUUAAUUGUCCCAAAUUGUAUACUUAAUAGAAGUUAGUGUGGCCACAAUUGCGAGCAGUACUAAUAGCAUCGAUUUCUGGCAUGGGACCCUAACGACGACUGUGCCGGGAUCUUUAUGGACUGGUUCCUCUUCCCAUCUUGUUGCGUGUGCCGGUGUAAACCUUAAUUGUCUCAAAUUGUGUACUUAAUAGAAAUUAUUGUUGCCACAAUUGCAAGCAGUACUAAUAGCAUCGACUUCUGGCAUGCGACCCUAACGACGACUGUGCCGAGAUCUUUAUAGACUGGUUCCUCUUCCCCUCUUGUUGCGUGUGCCGGUGUAAACCUUAAUUGUCCCAAAUUGUACCUAUACUUAAUAGAAGUUAGUGCGGCCACAAUUGCGAGCAGUACUAAUACAUCGACUUCUGGCAUGCGAUCCUAACGACGACUGUGCCAGGAUCUUUAUGGACUGGUUCCUCUUCCCUUGUGUGUUGUGUGUACCGGUGUCACCCUCCCCCCCAAUGUACCUACUUGAUAGAAGCUAGUGUGAUUGCAAUUCUUCUUCUUUUUAGGGGCUGUAUAAGGCUCCGAAGCCUAUGUAUUACUGCGACCAUUCCUGAUCUAUUGUGAUCGCCACCUACUACAACUCCUCGAUGCGUGAUUGCAAUUAUGAGCAGAAGUACUAAUGGCAUCGGCUUCUGGCAUACUAUCCUAACGACGGUAUAUUUAUGGAUUGGUUCCUCAUCCCGCAUCGGGUGCCUAUGUUUUUGUAACUAUGUAAUUGUUAACUGCUCCACACUGUGUACUUGGUAGAACUUAGUGACUUCCGUCAGAGCAGAGUUGCCGAAAACAUACUGCAUUGAAAAUGUUUGUUUUUUUGGAAAAAAACAUUGUCUAUGUUAACUCAAGUAAAAGAUACCGUGUGCCUAAAAGUAGGUACUCUGUUAAGAUCUUGUAUCUUGAGAGAGUUAGGUACAUUUACUUUUUACAUGCACUGUUUUUCAUGUGAAAGAAAGGGACAAACUCCGUUUAAGUCAUCUUUCAGUCGUUUUUUCGCAUAAGUGCACUGUUUUGGCUGCAAGCUGAUAUUUACUAUCAUAUCGUAUAGGUAUACAAUUGCUGUAAAGUUUGAUAAAAUAGACUUAAGUAAGAAACUACGAGCUAUCCGCUAUAAACGUUAACUACAAGUCAAAGUUUAAUAUUUAUAAAAUUGAUUGUAAAUAGAUUAUAAAAUAAUGUAUAUACUUACCUAUUUUAAAUUGAAUCGAAUAUGUUGGCUUCCUUUUAUAAUCUUCCAUGGUCAUAGAUAUAUAGAAAUUAACAUUAGAUUUAAAGAGAAACACUGCCAUUGUACGUACAGUACAUUUUGUAUUAUUUAUUAGGAUAAUUAUAUAAAGUUCAAGCCCGAACAUCAACGCAAAAUCGUAUAGUAUUUUUUAAGUGAUUUUUGAUAUUUCUAAUGUCUAUUGCGAUGAGUUAUCUACUAUUUAACAUGAAACAGUCUGUCCUCACAUAAACGCGCUUUCGAACUUAAUUAUUCAUAUAGUUUCAAACUAAAAAAGCGUACUCCCAUCUUAAAUUCCGGCAACGCAUUUACAACCCCUCUGGUGUUGCGGGUGUCCAAUUAAAUUGUUCAUGGGCGACGGUAACCGCUUACCACAAGUAUGGUAAAGUAUGGGAUUCAUCUGCUCGAAAUAAAAAUAAUCCUCUUCAGCCCAAUUUAAUUACAUUGAUGUGUAAAUAGUUAUUGGCGGAAGUCUACCGCAAACUAUGCCAUAGUGAAAACGGAAACGGAUUUCAAUUUACAUCAAAACUGGAUCUCUGGCUGAUUUAUAUAUAUAAGCCGUGGCGAGUUCUCGACGCUUCUGGGCUAUAACCGCGAAAAUCGAAGUUCGCAAAUUGCGGGCAUUUUUCUGUGUCACUCUAAUUACGUCUUCACUGGAGUAAAAGAGAAAGAUCCCCGCAAUUUGCGAAUUUCGGUUUUCGCAGUAGCCCAUCUGACUUCAUGUAUUUUUCGGUUUUAUAAUGGUGUCUGUAAAGCAUUAUUAUUACCUACGCGAUUUAAGCACAGUUUGAGAUUUUGUGUUGCUGUGUAACUAUUUGUACCUACUGGGUUUAGUUUAUUAGCACCCGGACUCUCAUUAUAAGUAUAUUUGGCCCAGAAGACACUUGAAACUUGAUUAUUUUAAUGUAAAUUCGAUAAUUUUAGUGAUUGACAAUCAAAUAUGUAUAGAAUUAAAUAUUAUUCUAAGGUUAAUGUAAUAUUAUAAGCAUACCUACCAAUGCAACGUCCGUAGGAGAGUACUUAGUUUUUGGUUAAUAAAGUGCAAUGAAUA
This is a messenger RNA of Cydia fagiglandana, 4523 nucleotides long. It is a transcript of the gene spz3, whose product is annotated as protein spaetzle 3. Gene Ontology annotation, biological process: innate immune response; central nervous system formation. The transcript has 8 exons. Bases 519 to 2051 code for a protein of 510 amino acids. Gene Ontology annotation, molecular function: Toll binding; growth factor activity. The record is from RefSeq and is a predicted model, not a curated record. Gene Ontology annotation, cellular component: extracellular region. NCBI's taxonomy places the organism in Eukaryota, Metazoa, Arthropoda, Insecta, Lepidoptera, Tortricidae.